This is a messenger RNA of Tarenaya hassleriana, 1846 nucleotides long. RefSeq lists its product as uncharacterized. The record is from RefSeq and is a predicted model, not a curated record. The coding region runs from base 222 to 1628 and encodes 468 amino acids. NCBI's taxonomy places the organism in Eukaryota, Viridiplantae, Streptophyta, Magnoliopsida, Brassicales, Cleomaceae. The transcript is spliced from 14 exons.
UCCGCUUUCAGCCAAAAAAAAAAACGAAAGCGUCUCUUUCUUUGGAGAAUUAUCUCCUUUUCUCGUCUUUCCAUGUUGUUUUCCCUUUGAAAUUUCCGUCUAAAAUCUUCGUUUUCCCCAGAGAAUUUCGUGGAAUUGAUGAUCGGAUCUUGAUUGAGAAGCUGUAAAUAAGGAUCUGAUUUCGGGGAUUAGGGUUUUGUGUACAGUCGUUUAGGGCGAAAAUGUUGGUGCAGAGAAGAGUGAUGAGCUGGAGGAGAGUGUGGAAGUCGGUGCAAGCUGCGGCGGCGCAUGUUUUGCUUUUCUCCUUCACCCUUCUUCUCGUUCUGAAGCUCGAUCAUGUCGUCACCCAUUCAUGGUGGAUUGUAUUUGCACCCUUGUGGCUAUUUCAUGCUGUGAUUGCACGCGGUAGAUUUUCCCUGCCUGCUCCAUCAAUGCCUCAUGAUCGGCAUUGGGCCCCUUUUCAUGCGGUCAUGGCAACGCCAUUGCUUGUUGCUUUUGAGCUUCUUCUUUGUGUUCAUCUUGAAGAUAAAUAUGUUGUAGACUUGAAGAUUGUCUUCCUUCCCUUGCUUGCAUUUGAGGUAGCAAUUUUGAUUGAUAAUGUCAGAAUGUGCAGGACACUCAUGCCUGGAGAUGAGGAAACAAUGAGUGAUGAAGCCAUAUGGGAGACGCUUCCUCACUUUUGGGUUUCAAUAUCUAUGGUUUUCUUCAUUGCUGCCACAACUUUCACUCUUCUGAAGCUAUGUGGUGAUGUAGCUGCAUUGGGAUGGUGGGACUUAUUUAUAAACUUUGGAAUAGCAGAGUCAUUUGCUUUUCUUGUCUGUACAAAGUGGAGCAAUCCAUCAAUUCAUAGGUAUUCACAUGUACCGGAACCUAGCACAUCUUCAAUGAUUGUGAGAUAUCUCGACUGGAACAGAGGUCUAGUUGUAAACAAUGAUGAAGACAAUCAGCAAAACAACAGAAUGUGCAGUCUCCAAGAUAUCGGUGGGCACGUUAUGAAAAUUCCGUUCAUUACUUUCCAGAUCCUUCUUUUCAUGCGCUUAGAGGGAACACCUUCUGCUGCAAGAAGCUUGCCGAAUUUAAUUCUUUUUAUACCUCUUUUCCUGCUUCAAGGAGCUGGGAUGUUAUUCGCGACAUAUAAAUUGGUUGAGAAAUUAGUCCUACUGUUACAGAAUGGAAAUGGUUCGUAUGGAAGAUACUUUGCUGCAACAUCCUCAGCUCGUGAAUUCUUAGGUUUCUUUCACCAUGGCGCAAGGCUAUUGGGUUGGUGGUCAAUUGACGAAGGAAGUCGGGAGGAGCAGGCUAGACUCUAUUCUGGCCAAUCUACGGGGUAUAACACGUUCUCUCCUGAUGUGGUGAAGAAAAUGCCGAAAUCAGACCUCGUUGAAGAGAUAUGGAGGCUACAGGCAGCACUCAGUGAACAAACAGAAAUCACCAAUUAUAGCCAGCAGGAGUAUGAAAGGCUUCAAAACGAGAAGAUUCUGUGUAGAGUUUGCUUUGAAGAUCCCAUCAACAUGGUUCUACUUCCGUGUAGACAUCAUGUCCUAUGCAGCACGUGCUGCGAGAAAUGCAAGAAAUGCCCAAUCUGCAGAGUCAUGAUCGAGGAGCGAAUGCCUGUCUUUGAUGUGUAAAAAAAAAAUCAACAGUUUUUUUUCCUUCCAAAGGGUACACACUCUCACUCUCAUUGUUGCUUGUUUGUAAUGUUUUUUGUCACGAAGCAAGCGCUUUGGCUUCUCCCCGUAAAUGGAAAAUAUGAUUCGUUUUCCAUUUCUGCUUCCGUGUUUAUACAUAUAUGUAUACGUGUAUAUUGUAAACGCUCCUAAAUUUCAUGGAACAGUUUCUUUUUUUC